AUGGCUAAAAUGGAUCAUGAUUACCGAUUAAAUAUUGUUUUGGUAGGAGAUAAUCAAUGUGGAAAAUCUUUUUUAUUGAGUAGAUAUUGUGAUGGUAUGUUUGUAGAAAAUGGAAUACAACUUUGGCAUGGAAUUGAAAUUAAAAAUAAAAUUAUUGAAUUGAAAAAUCAAUCAACAAACGAAAUUGUCAAAGUGAAAUUAAUGAUAUUUGAUGGAAAUGGUGGGUGCAAAUUUAAAGAAUUAUUUUAUGAAAACUAUUUAAAACAUCAACAUGGUUUUAUAAUAAUGUAUGAUGUUACAAAUUUAGAAUCAUUUAAUAACCUAUCAAAUUGGAUUUCAAAAAUUAAAAAUUCAUAUCAAACUUCAAAUCUUUAUCCAUCACCUGAACCAAUACUAUUUAUUGUAGGAAAUAAAUGUGAUCUUAUAGAUGAUUCAAAGAUUACUACUAUUGUUGAUUUAAAAAAGCCUCAAGAAUUUUGUGACUCUUUAUCAAUACCAUCCAUUCAUAAUGUUUCUGUAAAAGAAAAUAUAAAUGUUGAUUUAAUAUUUCAAAAAUUAUCUCAAUUAAUUAUGGAUACUUAUCCUCCACCUAAAAUUUCUGAAAUAAAAAAAAUUAAAAAUGUUGAUAGUGGUGGUGAUUCUAUUAAUAAUUGUAUAAUAAAUUAA
This is a messenger RNA of Dictyostelium discoideum AX4, 666 nucleotides long. RefSeq names its product Rab GTPase (gene rabS). The coding region runs from base 1 to 666 and encodes 221 amino acids. Gene Ontology annotation, molecular function: GTP binding; GTPase activity. The record is from RefSeq and is a predicted model, not a curated record. NCBI's taxonomy places the organism in Eukaryota, Evosea, Eumycetozoa, Dictyosteliales, Dictyosteliaceae. Gene Ontology annotation, cellular component: plasma membrane. The transcript has a single exon.